AAUUUUGUUUUUUACAGAAUCGUUACCGUAAGAUAACAAAACAAACAAAACAUAACUUCUUAAAUUUAGUACCAAUAUGAAACUUCAAAGCCUUUACCUUCCUAUUGCCAUCUUCAUCUGUGCCUGUAUAACAUUUGUUUCGGUCACUGAUGCAUAUAUUGUCGCGAUAUUUGGUGACUUGGCGGGAGGUACUAAUUGUAGAAUUUGGAUAACAGAUCAAAAUAAUAAUCGCAUAGGUGGCAAUGGUUACCACAGGUGUGAUGCCGGUGUAGCUAAAAACAUUACUUUCUCUGAUACAAAUAAUUAUGGAGUUCAUGCACAAGUACAAUUUAGUGCCAAAAACCCGAAAACCCUAGGUCCUUUUAAUGGAAAUACCUGUUUUAUUAUAGAGGGUGAUGUUUUUAAUUGGUCGUUUACUCAAGGAGCCUGUUAAUUAUUUUUGUAAGUUGACAAUUUGUAUGUAGGGGAGUAUAUAGAAAGUAA
Messenger RNA from Rhizophagus irregularis DAOM 181602=DAOM 197198, 483 nucleotides. RefSeq lists its product as uncharacterized. NCBI's taxonomy places the organism in Eukaryota, Fungi, Glomeromycota, Glomeromycetes, Glomerales, Glomeraceae. The record is from RefSeq and is a predicted model, not a curated record.